Drosophila hydei is the source of this 1948-nucleotide messenger RNA. Its product is annotated as DNA-directed RNA polymerase II subunit RPB1. The coding region runs from base 43 to 1902 and encodes 619 amino acids. NCBI's taxonomy places the organism in Eukaryota, Metazoa, Arthropoda, Insecta, Diptera, Drosophilidae. The record is from RefSeq and is a predicted model, not a curated record. The transcript has a single exon.
CAAGUCAAGUUGAUCAUACCAAAUAGAUCGAUUGCGACGAACAUGCACGGAUCGCACCUGUUAACGUUUUUGGGCAUUAGCUGCCUCGUGGCAGCGGCUACUUCGGACUUUCUGGCGGCCAGCAAUGAGCAGCUCGAGGACUUCAACAUCCCGGAGGAUAACAUAGACGAACGCUUCUCACGCUCAUCCCAGGGUAUUCCGCAGCAGGCCUACGGGCCACCAGUUAUAUACAGCUCAGGAUUAAACUAUCAAUCAAGCUCAGCGCCUGCUGCUUCGAGCUACUCAGCGCCAGCUGCUCACGGUUAUUCAGCACCCAAGGCUCCUGUUUAUUCAGCACCGGCUGCUCCAAGCCAUUCAGCACCCGCUUCUCCAAGUUAUUCAGCACCGGCUGCUCCGAGCUAUUCAGCACCGACUGUUCCAAGCUAUUCAGCUGCUCCAAGCUAUUCUGCACCAGCCGCUCCAAGCUAUUCAGCACCAGCCGCUCCAAGUUAUUCAGCGCCCAAGGCUCCUGUUUAUUCAGCACCAGCUGCCCCAAGCUAUUCAGCACCGGCUGCUCCAAGCUAUUCAGCACCAGCCGCUCCAAGUUAUUCAGCGCCCAAGGCUCCGGUAUAUUCAGCAUCGGCUGCACCAAGCUAUUCAGCACCCGCUUCUCCAAGUUAUUCGGCACCGGCUACUCCGAGCUAUUCUGCACCGGCUGCUCCAAGCUAUUCAGCACCGGCUGCUCCAAGCUAUUCAGCACCGGCUGCUCCAAGCUAUUCAGCACCAGCCGCUCCAAGCUAUUCAGCACCCGCUUCUCCAAGUUAUUCGGCACCGGCUGCUCCGAGCUAUUCAGCACCGGCUGCUCCAAGCUAUUCAGCACCGGCUGGUCCGAGCUAUUCAGCGCAGGCUGCUCCAAGCUAUUCAGCACCGGCUGCUCCAAGCUAUUCAGCACCAGCCGCUCCAAGCUAUUCAGCACCCAAGGCUCCCGUAUAUUCAGCACCGGCUGCCCCAAGCUAUUCAGCACCCGCUGCUCCAAGCUAUUCAGCACCGGCUGCUGCAAGCUAUUCAGCGCCAGCCGCUCCAAGUUAUUCAGCUCCCAAGGCUCCUGUAUAUUCAGCACCCGCUAGCCCUAGCUAUUCAGCACCGGCCGCUCCAAGUUAUUCAGCACCCGCUGCCCCAAGUUAUUCAGCACCAGCCGCUCCAAGCUACUCAGCGCCCAAGGCUCCUGCAUAUUCACCACCCGCUAGCCCUAGCUAUUCAGCACCGGCCGCUCCAAGUUAUUCAGCACCCGCUGGCCCAAGCUAUUCAGCGCCAGCCGCUCCAAGCUACUCAGCGCCCAAGGCUCCUGUAUAUUCAGCACCCGCUGCUCCAAGUUAUUCAGCACCGGCUGCUCCAAGCUAUUCAACACCAGCCGCUCCAAGUUAUUCAGCACCCGCUGCCCCAAGCUAUUCAGCACCGGCCGCUCCAAGUUAUUCAGCACCCGCUGGCCCAAGCUAUUCAGCACCAGCCGCUCCAAGUUAUUCUGCGCCCAAGGCUCCUGUAUACUCAGCUCCAGCUGCUCCAAGUUACUCAGCACCAGCCGCUCCAAGUUAUUCUGGUCCAAAGGCUCCAGUAUAUUCAGCUCCUGUCGCUCCAACUUAUUCAGCGCCUGCUACUUCCAUCUACUCUAAGCCAGUAUCUCCGAAUUAUUCAGCGCCCAAAGCUCCUCCGUCUUCCGCAUAUAUAGCAUCGAAAUCUUCAGGCUACGCUGCACGUAUGCUCAAUCCGCCAAUGUUGGGGUCCGCGCAUAAUGCAGACUACGGACAAACAUCAAGUGGCUACGGCGGAUCUUCCAUUCCAUCACCACCUUGUCCGACCAACUAUCUAUUCAGCUGCAACAGCGUUAUUACUCCUGCUCCUUGUAGUCAGGGCGCGGCCUAUUAGGCAAGUUGACCAUUUGAAAAAUAAAACUUCCGACAGAAAAUAAAAA